CAUACCAGUCGACCUACCACUAGCCCUGCUCACUCAUCAGCUUAGGCAGAUGGACAUACAUGAAUGUAUGCCGAUGACGAACACGAAAGUGAGUAUUUUAGUUAGUCCCACCGCUUCUUUUCGUGCCGGAUUCCCAAAUCCGCGGAUCGGUGCUCUAGCUUUGUCCUCGCUGAGACCAUCGCGCGUGGGUCGGGUAAUGCCGUCGUGUAUAAACAUCAGUCAUUGCUGGGAAACUCAGUCCGCAGCGACUGAGUCGGCGUCAAAGACUCAGGAUCACGCCAGUAUUGAUGGACGGAUAAUUGAGACUAAGCGCAUGGCCCCCUGGACGCAACUCGGAUGUAAUUACGAGUCGACUAGUAGGCAUUGGUCGAUGUCACAGUUGCCAGGGCCAGAGCCAUGAUUACACCAUUCCUACUACUCGGCUCAUAACGUGAACGCACACUUCAGGCAUUUACCCAACCCGAGGAGCAGAGUUGCGAAGUUGUGUUCUUGCAGGAACAUUCACCCGGAAAUCUCCCUGCAUCCAAAAGCAAAGGUUGGCGAAUGGUGUAGUUUGGGCUCCUUCUUCCGUUGGUCUGUCACUGUCAGAAGAGGAAGCUAGAGAUUGUACAAGAUGGUGAUAGUUCGAGAGCGGAUGAGAUAGUUUGUGGUCCGAAAGCCCUCCCUUCGGCACACAGCGAAACGGUGGAGGCCGGACUACGCUAGCACUAAGUCAGCCAGCCCCCUGACUGGCCUGAUCACACGCGCGUUAUGCAGGCGUCUCUAGCAUGCAGCAACAUGCUCGCAGCUCUAUGAACACAUGUGCAGCAGUCUUGGUCCUCUCAAAACUACUAUACUGUCUAAGGGUUUGUGGCAAGGUACUGAUCAUGCUGCUACUGGUAGCAACGAGCAAUGGCGACGACGCACAUGCAGCCAGGUCAAUACAAGCUGUCACUGCAGCAUCAGUUGGAACUAAGGAGCAGAGCAGCUCCAGCAGCAAUGCACCAGAAGCACCGCAGCUCCACAACCUACGCGUGUACCAUAACCAGUUACACGGCUUCAACGUCACGUGGGAAUACGGCAACAGCAGCAGCGGCGGUGGCACUGUCUCAUCCGCAUCCGCCGCCGUGCCCCCGGUCACGUUCACAGUGCAGUUCUACCAGCUGGUAGUGGCGCCAUGCUGCGGUCCGUACCUAAUACAGAACUGUGUGCAUAUUCAGCGCUACUGGUGUCAGGCAAGCAACAUGACCAGCGGAGAUCAGGGAUACCACAUACAGGUCAUCAGCCAGCAGGGGGCGCAUCGGAGCAGCGUCGCCUCGCCUGGCUUCUUUCUCAACGGUGUCAAUGCUCCAGAAGGUUGCCAAAUACAAAGAUCUGUCCAUCCACAGCCCGGGUGCGGCGUCCGGGUGAACUUCAUGCUUGGUCCCGACUACAUGGCUAUGGUCAGGAGAGAUCAGGUCUCUGUGCGCAUCUAUUUGUACAGCUCUAAUACCGGCAACGAGAGUACACUGAAGAGCCUGCUGAAGCCUGCACUGAAUCUCAACUACAACCUAGACAUGGCAAACACCAUAUGCAAUACCACAUACCAUGUGAUAUGGGAAGUCGUCACAACAGCUGAUGGCGUUGAGCGAACAACCGGCCGGUGCCAUUUUGGCAGCGUUACCACCACAUUGUCAAGAGCACCAACACAGCCUCGCCUCACCUUGACCAGUGUUACAGCAUGGUCAAUUGAUCUCCAGUGGACACCUGCCCUUCCUCUGCUCCAGGAGGAUGAGAACACCGGCUAUGUGGUGUGCUGCCGGGAGGUUUCAAGCCCUACCCGCCAGCAACAGGAGAGCCUGGCAGGGCUGCAUGGUUGCAUUACGUGCCGCAGUGAGUGCAUCUGGUUGCCGGGUGCAGACCGCAACACGGCAACUCUAGCUGCACUGUCGGCCAGUACGCUGUACAGUGUGAAUGUCACCGCGUUCUAUGCUCAUAGCAUGGGCACGCCGAGCAAUACGCUGGUGGUGGUCACGCACGAUCUUGCAUUGCCGGCCUGGGGAAAUGGAAGUGUUACGUGCACUCAGGAUGGCCAUGCCGGUCACAUCAACAUCUCAUGGACAGAACCGAUAUGGAAUACACAGCCAGCACAUCGACUGCACAUCAUUGUUCUGGUGUCUCACAACACAUCAGGGUUGGCAGAAAUGGCAAUGGUCGCAGAAGGAGAUGCGUUAGAACUGGUACUACCCUCGGAAAGCAGAACUGCGGAGCUAAGUAUGGCUGCGUCCGAAGACCAACGUCGGUAUUACGUCCGGGUGACGCUUGUAACCGAUGCAGGCAAUGUAUCAAUCAUGGGAAGCUGUGCCCUGGAAAGAGCAUUACCAGUAACUUCAGCAACAGCACAGCCACCGCCAAAGGCACUCUCCCCGAGCACAUCCAAGCAGUUAACAGAGGCACGGCCAACAACACGCCUGGUAGCAAGACGAAGUGACUCGACUUCAGUGCCAGCCGCACUCACAGUCAGCACUGCAGCAAGCAUGGCCGGCACACCUGAUGUCAGCAGCUCUGCAAAUUCAAGUGGCACUACCGUUGACGACAGUGGACGAGGUGGUCUUUCACCAGGCGCCAUCGCGCUACUUGCAGCGGCCAGUGCAUUGUGCAUAGCGGCGGCAGUUGCAUGGUUCCUUUGCUACAAGAACAGAAGAGGUCAAAGAUCGGGGCUACUCGGAAGCAACCGGACUCCAAUGAUAAUGCUGGAUGAUGAAGAGCCUCUGAUUGCCAUGCAGCCUGAUCAUGCGGAGCCCUCUGCAGUGAUCACAGAGAACGAGUACACAUUGGACCCAACUGCACGCGUCUCCUCAUCAUGACCCACUCCUAGCUGUGUGCGGCCGAUAGUCUGAUGAUAUCUCGACGGCGGCAUCAGCUUGGUAGGUCAGCAGCGGCACUACACCGCCGCGUACCGGUAACACACACAGUGUUGACGGCGUGCGUGCCGCUCGACUCACCUAAUCCCAUCUACUGCCAUGAUCGACCUGUCCGGCAAACUGGUGAGUUAUCGGACGAGGAGAACAACAACAACACAACCCUCCCGGGCUGUACUGCCAAGCCCUCUUUCAACCCAUCAAUGUGCAAUCGUUGAUAUGUGCCUACUGAGUACCUAGCAUACACAGUCCAGCACAGUACAGCACAGUACAACACAGUACAACAAACAUUCAAGUACGUGAUCUACUUGUACUGUAUUAACCCACGCAUGCAGUGUUAUAUCUUCACUCCCCCAUGUGCUAUGCGUGCUUUUCAACAGCUCUCCGUUAUCUGACUUGCUUGCUAGUAACGUUUUGAUUUGUAUUACACACACAACAGAGACGAAAGGCUGUUAAAGUUGCAAGGCGCAUUUCAGCGAUCAUCAGACAGCAGCAUUUGCCAUAUAAUUAUUGUAUUAGAUGGCUUUUCCGCUCUAUCAACGACUUGUUCUGUGCGACUCCAUGGUAGUUGGAGACUGACAGCCAUAGGCUAUAUAGGGCUAAUGGCCGAAUGUCAACCUAGACUGCCCAUUACUUUCCCAAGUUCUUCACUGCUCUGAAGAUUCAGCGCAGUUUCGGUCCAAGACCAUUCUCCUCUUUUCUAAGUUUCCGAGUUUUCUUGAAAAAGGUUGAGUUGAGUUAUACUGAAUUUUACUUUUAAAAGGCAAGUAUUCAUUGUGCUAUAAUUGAGAUUCAGUUCAUCAGCUCUAUUCAAGUAACUAGUUAUCAUGUUAGGUUGGCAAGUUCUGACCGUGUAUGAUGAUGGCGUCAUAGUGUUGAACUUGUAAUCCAGUAAUGCAC
This is a messenger RNA of Sycon ciliatum, 3779 nucleotides long. RefSeq lists its product as uncharacterized. The transcript has 11 exons. The coding region runs from base 768 to 2825 and encodes 685 amino acids. Gene Ontology annotation, molecular function: protein binding. Lineage: Eukaryota; Metazoa; Porifera; Calcarea; Leucosolenida; Sycettidae. The record is from RefSeq and is a predicted model, not a curated record.